This is a messenger RNA of Suricata suricatta (meerkat), 1522 nucleotides long. It is a transcript of the gene RGS20, whose product is annotated as regulator of G protein signaling 20. The coding region runs from base 77 to 733 and encodes 218 amino acids. The transcript has 4 exons. NCBI's taxonomy places the organism in Eukaryota, Metazoa, Chordata, Mammalia, Carnivora, Herpestidae. The record is from RefSeq and is a predicted model, not a curated record.
CCGUGAUCCGCACAGCGCGCUCGCGGCCUUCCGCGGUGGUAACUUCUGUCCCCUCUUCCUUGCGCUGUUGCAGCCCAUGGGAUCGGAGCGGCUGGAGAUGCGGAAGCGGCAGAUGCCCGGCGCCCCGGAGACUGCCGGCUCGAUGCCAGCCCAGCCCGGCCCCGGAACCCGCGGCUCCAACGCCUGCUGCUUCUGCUGGUGCUGCUGCUGCAGCUGCUCCUGUCUUACCGUUAGAAACCAAGAAGAACAGAGACCCAGGAGGGCCUCCCAGGAACUCAGACAAGAAGACCUUCCUACCUCUGAGGAAAGCCCGAGUCCCACUCUGGAAGAAGUCAACGCGUGGGCGCAGUCAUUCGACAAGGUGAUGCUCACGCCGGCCGGCAGGAAUGCUUUCCGGGAGUUCCUCCGGACAGAGUUCAGUGAGGAGAACAUGCUCUUCUGGAUGGCGUGUGAGGAGCUGAAGAAAGAAGCCAAUAAAAGCAUUAUUGAAGAGAAAGCAAGGAUAAUCUAUGAAGACUACAUUUCUAUUCUUUCUCCUAAAGAGGUCAGCUUGGACUCCCGAGUGAGAGAGGUCAUCAACAGGAACAUGGUGGAGCCAACCCAACACAUAUUUGAUGAUGCACAACUUCAGAUCUACACCUUGAUGCACAGAGACUCGUACCCCCGGUUCAUGAACUCUGCCCUCUAUAAAGAUCUGCUUCAGUCCUUGUCUGAGAAAUCAGUUGAAGCAUAGGAUGUUCUCAAAUAUAUUUAUUACCAAUAAAAUAAGAACUCAUGGACUAUGUCUAGUACAGGGAACUUAGAGAUCGCAGCAUCUCCUGCCAGAGUCAUACUCCGGCUGUUUUAAUAACAGAUGCUGCCUUCUACGGAAGGCUGUACAUUCACAAUGUAAAUUGCAGCCACGGUUAGUGAUUCUUCUAGAAAACAAUGGUCCGGCUGUCUUAGAAAAAGAUAGUAUGUUUACAUUUACGGUAACUGUAGCAUGUCCCAAAUGGCAAAGAACACACUAGAAAAGUAUCCUGUCUGAGUCCACUGGAACAGGACUGCUUUUGUUUUGCAUGAGUUCAGGAUCUGAUGAAUCUCCUCCCAAAGAAAAGGCAUUCAAGUGUUUCUUAGCUACUCCUUCCUUCCGUCAAGCUGUUCUGACUAUUUUGCUUAUCAGUGCCAUUACUGGACCCAAAUUCCUGUUUUAUAAAGACGCGUCACCACUACUUAUAAAACGGUAUUCCACGCUCAGAAUACAUGUAUGCAGGCACAUUUGGUGCAAAUAUAGUGGUUAAUGCAAAGUACUGCGCUCCUGCGCGAUCGGUCCCCCAUGUGGUAAGAGUAGUGUUUAGACAAUUCUUUUGUUGCAAAGUCACCAUUGUUUUAUUAUCGGAAUCUGCCAACCUAAAUAAUGAAUUUUUAAUCCACAGCUUAGUCGUGUUUGUAACAAAACUUUCAAAUAAGCAUAUUUCCAUUUUUAUUAUUCAAAGAAAUAUGGGCAUUUUCACUCUAAAAAAAAUAAAGCACAAGAGUUCUA